AUGGGAACUGUGCCCCAGAGUGACACCAGGCUCUGCCCUGCUGCUGGUGGCCCGCACAAAGCAGGCGCUGAGUGUCUCUUGGCUGAGGAGCUGACACUUCAGUACCCAGACAUUGAGGUGAGAUGGGUGGCAGCAGAUCUGGGCACAGCAGACGGGGUGAAGAAGACGGUGCAAGCUGCACAGGAGCUGAACGGACGGGACACAGCACAAAGGAUCCUCAUUAUCAAUAACGCAGGGUCUCUGGGUGAUAUUACCAAACCUUUUGUGGACUUCACGGACCCUCCAGAAGUGGACAGAUAUUUCACCUUCAAUGUGUCAUCAGCACUGUGUCUGACCUCUUCCCUGCUGAAGGUUUUCCAGGGACGUGCUGGGCUGGAGCGGCUGGUGGUCAAUGUCUCAUCUCUGGCAGCCCUGCAACCAUUCAAGUCCUGGACGCUGUACUGCACUGGAAAAGCAGCUCGGGAUAUGAUGUUCAGGGUGCUGGCCAAGGAGGAGACAGAUGUCCGCGUACUCAACUACGCACCAGGGCCCAUGAAUAGCGCCAUGCAGGACCAGGUGCAGAGUCACACAGCAGAUUUGGAGGUCCGCCAUCAUUUCAUUGAAAUGAAGAAAAGAGGAGAACUUCUUGACUGUCAUGUCUCCGCCAGGAAAAUGCUGGACAUUCUCGAGAAAGAUGCCUUCAGAUCUGGCGAGCAUGUGGAUUUUUUCGAUUAG
Staurois parvus is the source of this 714-nucleotide messenger RNA. Lineage: Eukaryota; Metazoa; Chordata; Amphibia; Anura; Ranidae. The record is from the annotation of a GenBank genome assembly.